GAUGUUGCGAGACUCUCCCGUCGGGUUGAGCGGCGUCUCGAGCCAGCAGAGAUCUCCGGCUUCGAAAUCAUCGUCGAUCUUGAUGACUUUGACACCCGGAGCGGCGCGAAGGUAGAUCUGAUGUGGAAGGAUCAGGCGGGCCGACACACACACACAUGCACUACCACCGCCCCACCUCGAUGAGUGCAUGGCACCCGUGGUACCCGUCCGUAAUGGCGAUUCUCUUAGGUUUGAAGUGGACGAUAGCCUAGCCGUUCGUUUCUUGCAGCCAGCCCCGAGGCGUAGGUUAGGGCGAACCCAUUCUGCCGGACUAGUGAGCAGGACGGUCCAGGCUGCGCAAUCACCGAGCUGGGACGCAUUUACCGUGAUUUCGCUGAUGAUGUGCUCUGUGCGGGUGGAGCUCUGGGCCGUAUAUCGGGAGUAGACAUGGCGUGAUGGGUUCUAGGAUGCGCAUUGAACUCUGGAGCGGACUGCAUGAUGUAGAAUUUCGAGGUACCCUGUAGUCAGUCCCAACAGGCCGACUAUCAUCCGGUCGUGGGGAGAGGAAGGCUGCAACAGAUGUUUGGCACGUUUCACGAUGUGCAGGGGGGUGCGUACUGGUUGUGACGGCGAUGGAAGGUGCGACAUUGUCGUCUAGACGGAACUUGUCGUCCGUAUGCAGAAGUUUCGUUCCACUGCCUUGGGGCUUGAGGGUCAUCACGGUGAACAGUCAAAUUUGAGAAUCGAGUCACUACCUCAGUAUCGUGUACUAUGUCGCCAUCAGCCCAUCGCUUACAACACAUCGGUCCGAGCCUCGAGGCCAUGAUUACAGUAAAUU
Molecule: messenger RNA, 817 nt
Organism: Mycena citricolor
Lineage: Eukaryota; Fungi; Basidiomycota; Agaricomycetes; Agaricales; Mycenaceae
Source: the annotation of a GenBank genome assembly